AGAGAUUUUCGAGGAGGAAUGGGGUCUAUCAAAUAAUACAUUGCGUAUUUGCCUCGAGGCCUGGUACCAUUUAUUGUAUCCUAUGAUCCUAUAAUAGUGAUAUUACUAAGAGUGCAUGCUGGUGAGGAUGGGAGGCCUGUGCUGCGAGCUGGCGAGCUGAUUGACCUUUUCGCGGUUAAAGUUACAAUACCUGUGGUUUUACACCAAAGAGAGGUUCAAACGGGUGUGUACGUCGCUCUUUCCCGCCAAAAGCAAGUAAGCAACAGAACACACAAGACAGCAACAAUUCGUAAAAUUUAUCUAAUACCUCAUAGGAUUCAUGCCAAAACAAGCCUCUUUAUGGUGUAAAACUACAGGCCUCCCAAGUUUUGUAUUUCUAACCGCGUCAUGGCAUGUGACAACCAUCUCCAUGGUAACCGGCAGAAGGGAGUUGAUCUCCCCUCCGAGGACCUGCUAUAAUCUAUGAACGCGUGAUAAAGAGCGAUCAUCGGAGUCCCAAAUUUGUCGAUUGUAUUCUUUUUACCCAGACAUGUUUUUUUUUCAAUAUUUUAUUAGUAGACAUGUUGACCAUGCAGUCUAAUUGAUUAGAAUCGUGAUGUUUCUCUGCAUUAAUUAAAAUCGUUGAUGAUGUAUCAUGGUAAAUUUAUCAUUGUAAAUGUAUCAUUUUAAAUCCGCUAUGGAAAAUCAUAUCUAUCGCUUUUUAAGCCAAGUACGUGUUACCUAUAGCAAAAAAGGACAUCAACUCGAGAACACGCGAGAAAAAAAAGAAAAACAGAGAAAAUAUAAAACACUUAAGUCUCUCGAGGUAAUUGAAAAAAAUAAUUAAACAUGUCUUUAGGCUGUCCAUCUUAUUAAGAUAAGCAUCAAAAAUAUCAAUUACGCUCGUAUCAGAUUUCGAAAACGGCAGUGUGGCUGAAUGAGUGUACAUCGACGUGCAGCAUGGCGGAGCAGGCGCUGAAAGCGGGUCUCGUCUCCUACGAAGUGAGCCCUGCGUUGGACUCGUACAUCCAUGACUCGGGAGAGUCUAGGAAAUCCGAAUUAUCUCGUGGACGGAGUACAAACCCUGUGCCCAGGGAAGACGCUACUCUUUCAUGGCAGAAUAUCAACGUAUCGGUUAUGGAGGGGAAGGGGAGGUCGGUGUGGCAACGGAUAGUAUGCAAGUCGACUCCUGCCCCCAACGGAAACAUCAAGCACAUACUGAACGAUGUGAAUGGAACUGUCAAGCCAGGAUCCCUGCUGGCCAUCAUGGGCGCAAGUGGAGCUGGAAAGUCAACCCUCAUGAACGUAUUGGCGCAUCGUAACAUUGCCGACAUGCAGGUGUCCGGGACAGUCAUGGUCAAUGAGCGAAAAGUCGGACUGGACAUCAACACCAUCUCUGCCUACGUGCAGCAAGAGGACUUGUUCAUUGGCAAACUGACAGUCAGGGAGCACUUGGUAUUCCAGGCACUUCUUAGACUGGAUAAGGAUCUCUCUCUUCAAGAACGUCUUUACCGAGUGGAUCAGAUUAUCGGCGAGGUUGGACUUCGCCGAUGUGCCGAUACAAUGAUCGGGAUUCCAGGGCGCAUGCGUGGCAUCUCGGGUGGAGAGAAGAAGAGGUUGUCAUUCGCGUCAGAAGUUCUCACCGACCCGGCCAUACUGUUUGCUGAUGAGCCUACCUCUGGUUUAGACGCGUUCAUGGCCCAGACCGUUAUCACAACUUUGCAGAAGAUGGCUGCACAGGGUCGGACUGUAGUAUGUACCAUUCAUCAACCUUCUUCUGAGGUCUUCGCCAUGUUCGAUAGUUUGUUAUUGCUAGCGGAAGGACGCGUUGCCUUUCAUGGACCGACUUUCCAAGCCAUCACUGCAUUCUCUGAUCUUGGCUACUCGUGCCCUCCUAACUUUAACCCAGCCGAUUACUUUGUGCACACUUUGGCAAUUGUGCCUGGAGACGAGGAAAGGUGUCGAGCAAGAAUUAAGGAAAUUUGUGAUGAAUUCGAAGAGAAAAAGUCAUCAAAGAAAAGUCGAAGUGUGACUCCCAGUACAGAGGACUCCUUCCGAGAAGACCCUGAUGUGAUCCGUUCAUCACCAUACAAGGUCGGUUGGACCAGUCAGUUCCGCGCUCUCUUGUGGCGAAGCUGGAUCAGCACCAUUAGGGACCGCUCUAUCGCGCAAAUUCGCUUUAUGGAAAAUAUCUUCCUAGCUGUUGUAGUCGGACUGAUCUACUUCCAAACGACCAUAGACACUGCCGGCGUCCUCAACAUAUCUGGAUCUCUCUUCUUCCUGAUCACUGAGUGCUCGUUUUCCAACCUGUUUUCCACUAUUUUUGUAUUUCCGGCCGAGUUGCCAGUGUUCAUACGCGAGCACAAGAAUGGCAUUUAUCGGACAGACACGUAUUACUUGGCCAAGACGAUUGCUGAGCUUCCAAUGUUCUGCAUCUCGUCAUUCCUGAUAUGUGUUAUCCCGUAUUGGAUGAUAGGUCUGCGAAGUGACGCCGCUCAUUUCUUUAUCUGCUAUGCGGUAUUGCUGCUGGCCACAAAUGUCGCAGUCUCGUAUGGUUAUAUUAUAUCGACCAUUUCCAGCACGAUGCAGAUCGCCUCUUCGAUUGCAUUCCCCAUACAGCUGCCUUUGUAUCUGGUCGGCGGAUUCUAUCUGAAUAUCGGAUCCGUCCCUGUAUAUCUGAUAUGGGUCAAGUAUCUUUCAUGGUUCCAGUAUUCGUUUGAACUCCUUCAUAUUAACCAAUGGAAAGGGUAUGGUGUGAUAGAUAAUUGCGCACAAAUAGCAAAUAACAGAACAGAGAGCACCGGGUGCAUCCCAAAUGGUGAAGCGGCCUUAGAGUUCCUAGGAGUAAAUCAGGCGAACCUUCUGACCGACAUCUACGCUCUGAUUUUGCUGAUUUUUGCCUUUCGCUUCAUCGCGUUUUUGGCUCUACUGAGGAGAGCUUACCAGAAGCAGUAAUGACACCACACUCCCUCCCCUCCCCCCUCUUUAUCUUGAUGCGACCACGGGAGGGGGGGGGGGGGGUAAGGAAAGCUUACCAGAAGCACUAACACCACACUCCCUCCCCUCCCCCUCUUUACCUUGAUGCGACCACGGGAGGGGGGGGGAGGAUAACAUAAAAGUGCUCCAUCCCCACCCCCAUCCCCUACUUUUUACUUGAUUCAUAGGAGUGAGGCGAAAGACCCAGGAUUUCAGCCUUCGAUUGGUCGACCGUGAUUUCUAGACGUCUGGUAACCCAAAAUAAUCCUAUGCUUAUCGUUUAAUUCAAUUGGUCCCUAUUUGAAAACUAGGUACUAGUUUUUUGUUUUGAAAAUAUCCAAACGCUUUUUUUUAAAUUCCAAUAUCUAAAAAAAUCCUGAUUUGCGAUAAGUUAUGUAAAUGUCGUUUUGGCCAAUCACAGCGCAUGUAUGAUCUCGUCUAUUUCAUAAUCACAGGAUACCCAAGCUCACUGUAUGUAUGAAUAAUAUAAGAAUAUGUUAACAUUA
Messenger RNA from Nematostella vectensis (starlet sea anemone), 3461 nucleotides. Its product is annotated as protein white. Bases 940 to 2934 code for a protein of 664 amino acids. Gene Ontology annotation, cellular component: plasma membrane. Lineage: Eukaryota; Metazoa; Cnidaria; Anthozoa; Actiniaria; Edwardsiidae. The transcript has 18 exons. Gene Ontology annotation, molecular function: ATP hydrolysis activity; ATP binding; ABC-type transporter activity. The record is from RefSeq and is a predicted model, not a curated record.